Aspergillus terreus NIH2624 is the source of this 1146-nucleotide messenger RNA. RefSeq lists its product as uncharacterized. Gene Ontology annotation, biological process: reciprocal meiotic recombination; DNA repair; meiotic DNA recombinase assembly. Gene Ontology annotation, cellular component: replication fork; Rad51B-Rad51C-Rad51D-XRCC2 complex; Rad51C-XRCC3 complex. NCBI's taxonomy places the organism in Eukaryota, Fungi, Ascomycota, Eurotiomycetes, Eurotiales, Aspergillaceae. The transcript is spliced from 5 exons. The coding region runs from base 1 to 1146 and encodes 381 amino acids. Gene Ontology annotation, molecular function: ATP binding; ATP hydrolysis activity; four-way junction DNA binding. The record is from RefSeq and is a predicted model, not a curated record.
AUGAUCCGACAGGACUUCCUCGGCCUCUCCAGCCAGGAACCCCGUCGCGUGGUCUCCUUCCCGGCGUCCCAGUCUCUGCACGCGUCAACCGCGUCAACCCCGGGCGCCAUCUCGACGGGGAUUCCCCGACUGGACGAGGCGAUCUGUCCUCGUUCUACAGAUGAGACAGCAUCGGACUCUGUCCCUGCGACGAAAGGCAUCCCUCGCGGCCAUGUGACGGAAGUCUUUGGGCCUCCGGGCGUGGGCAAGACGUCUCUCGCAUUGAGCCUUGCCUGCAAUGCACUGCAGGAAGAAGGACCAGGAAAGGUCGUCUGGAUUGAUACGGGCUCUCCCCUGCCCCGACCACGACUGCGGGAGAUGCUCCUAAAAUCCACCAACAAAACGUCAUCCAAGCAAACGCCCGACGACCUCGCAAACAACCUGGUCUACCUGCGCGCCCCGACGCUCCCGCAUCUCCUAGCUCUCAUCCUCCACCCACCACAAGACUUCCCCCCAGAGGAAACCAAACUCCUCAUCAUCGACUCCGCCUCAGCGCUAUUCCCACCCUACUUCCCGAACCCGUCCGAGCUGCGCGCCCGCCUGGCACAGUCCAAAGUCACCGACAAAGCGCAAAUCCACUGGCUCACGAACCGCAAAUGGAACGUGCUGAGCGAGCUGGCCAGCAGCCUCGUGCGACUGGCGACAACGCGCCGUCUGGCCGUCCUCACCGUGAACCAGGCGCACACCAAGAUCCGCGGCCAUCCGCGCGCGACGCUGUGUCCUGUUCUUGCGGGCGGAGCCUGGGAAGCGAGCGUGUACACGCGGAUCGUGCUCUACUGGGAUUUUUCGACGGGAGACGGAGAAGACGCGGAUGGAGCGCCGCGUGCGACGCGGUUUGCCGAGGUGACGAAACGAGCUGGGCGGUUGUUGGCUGUUCGGGCGGAGGAGAACAUUGUUCCCUUUCGGGUUGAAUCGGACGGCUUGUAUGCAUUGGACGAGACGCCGGCCCCUUGUGCGGUGGCGGACGAACCGGUUGAUGUCCCCUCGGCUAACCAGAGGAAGCGAAAAGUUGACGAAAUCGCUGAUAGCCAGGAUGAAGAUGAUUCGGACGGGGAGUUCGGGUGGACGGAGGGGGAUGAUGCCGGGUUGCUUGAGGGAGACGAGUAG